GUGUUUCUAUGAGGAACAGAUUUCAGGUCCAACUUCCAUACUUGGUGCGUCUCAACGGUCUAUAUGAUGCACAACUUUGACCAGAGCCCCCAUAGUACACUAUAUAAAGUAGUGCAUCAUAAAGGGAAUAGGGUGCCAUUCUGUCUAUCCUUAGGGUCUAGUGUUCCAGUCAGUCAGAGUAGGUAUCUGAGACAGGUAGACUGAAUCAGAUCAGUCAUCCUCAUCUGUAGUCACUUAGCAACAACCAGGGUCUCUGUGUUCCAAGGUCUCUGUGUUCCAGGGUCUCUGUGUUCCAGGGUCUCUGUGUUCCAGGGUCUCUGUGUUCCGGUCAGAUCAUCACUACCACCACCUAGUCCUGUUCUGCUGGGACUACACACCUCUACAGGGAGAUGGAUGCUGAAGGAGUCAACAUGGAGAGGUUUCCUACAGGGAACCUGUAUAGCACUGUAGAGGAAGGAUUGAGACCUACUACUCCCAACUACGGCAAUGGAACCACUGUCACCACUGAUUUAUACGGCAGCGCCGACUAUGACAUAGAGUACGGGGAUGAACGCUGCUCCAAGACAGACGUGGUCAGGUUCGGAGCCCUCGUCACACCCAUCGUCCUCUCCGUGGUCAUUGUGCUAAGCCUUGUGGGUAACCUGCUGGUGCUGGUGAUUCUGGCCAGGUACGAGCAUCUUCGGUCACUGACAAAUGCGUUCAUGAUGAACCUGGCGUUGUCUGACCUGGUGUUCACCUGCGGCCUCCCCUUCUGGGUCUCCUAUCACCUGAUUGGCUGGAGCUACGGUGACCUCACGUGUAAGGCGGUUAGCUUCCUGUUCUAUGCUGGCUACUACAGCAGUGGCAUCUUCCUCAUCCUAAUGACACUGCAUCGUUACCUGGCCGUGCUCCACCCCCUGUCUUACCUGGUGUCAGGCCCCUCGCACUCUCAGGGCACCUGGAGCGCUGUCGUAUCAUUGGUCGUCUGGACCGUCAGUCUGUUAGCUGCUAUGCCAGCUCUCAUCUUUACCAAGUUCAUCAUCACUGAUUCUACUGACCUUAAAGACCCCCCUAACAACCCUGAUGGGCCUCGUGACUCUAACGCCCCUAGUGGUGAACAGCGGUACUGUGAGGUUGCAGAUGUCAGCUGGAGGCUGUGGGGUGUCUACCAGCAGAACAUCCUGUUCAUAGUGACAUUAUUAGUGGUGUGUGUCUGUUACAGUCAGAUUCUAGUCCGCCUCCUGAGACCCAGGGUUAGGGUUAGACGCCAGAGGAACGGAGGAGACAGGAGGAGCCAGAGGACCGCCAGGCUGGUCUUCGGCCUGGUCCUGGUUUUCUUUGUGGGCUGGGCGCCAUACAACGUGGUCAUCUUCCUCAGGACGCUGGUGUAUAAGAGUCGAGAUGGUGGCGGUGCUGAUUCAUCCACAACACUAUGGGACGAGUGUGGCACCAGCACCACGUUGGACUACUCCUUCUAUGUUACCAGGCUGCUGGCGUUCUCCUACUGCUGUCUCAACCCUUUGUUCUACGUGUUCGUUGGGAUCAAGUUCAGGAACCACUUGAAGAGAAUGUUGAAGGGUUGUUGUCAUGGUGUUACCGUUGUCAAUAACAACAACAACAGCAGUGUUCUGUACAGGAGCAGCAGACUGACAUCACAGUCCAGUGGGGAGGAGUUCUCACUUUAAAUAACAACACUGUAAACAACACCAACCAUAGCAGUAGUCUGUACAGGAGUAGCAGACGGACAUCACAGUCCAGGGGGAGGAGUCACUGUACUAGACAUCACUUUCAUACUAGAUAUUGUAGUAUUCUUUACUUCAUGUUACCUGGAGCCUUACACUUUCAUACUAGACAUUGUAGUAUUCUUUACUUCAUGAUACCUGGAGCCUUACACUGAACCCAAACCAGACAUGCAUACAUUUGUUUUGUCCCACUUCACCAAACGCGAUCAUGACACGCAGGUUAAAAUAUCAAAACAAUCAUUAAUUUGGGGACAGGUCGAUAAGCAUUAAACAUUUAUGGAAAUGUAGCUAGCUAGCUUGCACUUGCUAGGUCAUUUGUCUAAUUUAGCUAGAUUGCUGUUGCUAGCUAAUUUGUCCUGGGACAUUGAGUUGUUAUUUUACCUUAAAUGCACAAGGUCCUCUACUCUGACAAUUAAUCCACACGUAAAAUGUUAAACCAAAUCGUUUCUAGUCACCUCUCCUCCUUCAAGGCUUUUUCAUCUUUGAACUUAUAUGGUGAUUGGCAUCUAAACUUUCAUAGUAUUACCAUGACGACCGGCAACACAUUUCCUAUUUCAAUCACCCAUGUGGGUAUAACCAAUGAGGAGAUGGUACGUGAGUACCUGCUUCUAUAAACCAAUGAGGAGAUGGGAGAGGCAGGACUUGCAGCAUGAUCUGCGUCAGGAAUAGAACUGAUUCUAUUUUAGCCCUCGGCAACGCAGACGAUCGUUGGCGCACGUGAGCAGUGUGGGUGCAAUAAUUGAAUAACAUAGAUUUCGAAAUUUAUUUUGCAACGCUCGUGCACGCGAUGUUGUCAGGGUAUUACACUUUCAUACUAGAUAUUGUAGUAUUCUUUACUUCAUGAUAACUGGAGCCUUUCACUGGAUCUAUUUUCCAUUCAUAUUAUCCAUUUGCAGAUAACGAUUGCAUUCCUCAAGACUAUUUGAGGUGUUUAUAUCAUAUCCCUUUAAUACCAUGUUUAAUACCAUGUUUAAUACCAUGUUUAAUACUAGGUUUAAUACCAUGUUUAAUACCAUGUUUAAUACCACGUGUAAUACCAUGUUUAAUACCAUAUUUAAUACCAUGUUUAAUACCACAUUUAAUACCAUGUUUAAUACUACGUUUAAUACCACAUUUAAUACCAUGUUUAAUACCAUGUUUAAUACCAUGUUUAACAAGCAAAUUCAAUUGUGAUUGUUGUAUUUUGAUUGCUGUAAGUCAAAUCAGAUUGUAUUUGUCAUAUACACAUGUUUAGCAGAUGUUAUUGGUCAUAUACACAUGUUUAGUAGAUGUUAUUGUGGGUAUAGUAAAAUGCUUGUGUGUCUGGCUCCAAGUAUGUAGUAAUAUCUAACAAUUCACAACAUUACACACAAUCUAAAAGUAGAAGAAUGCAAUUAAGGAAUAUAUUAAUAUUAGGAUGAGCAAUGUCAGAGUGGCAUUGACUAAAUACAGUAGGAUAGAAUACAGCAUAUACAUAUGAGAUGAGUAAAGCAGUAUGUAAACAUUAUUAAAGUGACUAGUUAGUAAAUACAGUAGGAUAGAAUACAGUAUAUACAUAUGAGAUAAGUAAAGCAUUGACUAAAUACAGUAGGAUAGAAUACAGUAUAUACAUAUGAGAUGAGUAAAGGAAAAAUAUGUAAACAUUAUUAAACAUCAUCUCCACUUUGAUGAUCCUCAACACUGGGGCCCCACAAGGGUGCGUUCUCAGCCCCCUCCUGUACUCCCUGUUCACCCACGACUGCGUGGCUAUGCAUGCCUCCAACUCAAUCAUCAAGUUUGCAGAUGACACAACAGUGGUAGGCUUGAUCACCAACAAUGACGAGACGGCCUACAGGGAGGAGGUUACCUUUGCUUCCUUGGGUACAAGAAAAAUGGUGGACAUCUUGAAGAAAGUGGGGACAGCAGACUGGGAUAGGGAGAGAUUAUGUCCGUAAACACACCAGCCAUUGUGUUACCAUACUGUAGGUUCAUAUAAUCAGCAUAUAUUUUUCAUGGUCAGAUUUGAAUUGUGUAAAUAUUGAACUAUUGUUUCAUGUUUUUAAGUAUUCUGAAUAAAGUACUGAUUUGUUUUAA
Oncorhynchus kisutch (coho salmon) is the source of this 3773-nucleotide messenger RNA. RefSeq names its product chemokine XC receptor 1-like. The record is from RefSeq and is a predicted model, not a curated record. Gene Ontology annotation, biological process: calcium-mediated signaling; G protein-coupled receptor signaling pathway; cell chemotaxis. The transcript is spliced from 3 exons. Gene Ontology annotation, cellular component: membrane; external side of plasma membrane. Gene Ontology annotation, molecular function: C-C chemokine receptor activity; C-C chemokine binding. NCBI's taxonomy places the organism in Eukaryota, Metazoa, Chordata, Actinopteri, Salmoniformes, Salmonidae. Bases 390 to 1664 code for a protein of 424 amino acids.